Molecule: messenger RNA, 2172 nt
Organism: Amoebophrya sp. A25
Lineage: Eukaryota; Dinophyceae; Syndiniales; Amoebophryaceae
Source: the annotation of a GenBank genome assembly
GGAGUGGUCCGCUGAGCUGCGUCACUUGUCGUCAAACGACUCCAAUUCUUUUACGAUGAAUGAAAUAACUCAAUGAACGAAACACUUGAAUGAAUGAAGCAAAUACUCUUGUUACUUACAAAAUCUGAAAAUCAAUUAGGCAUUUGUACGUCAAAACCAUGUGAAGGAUGAAGACACUCUAGGCGUAUGCUUCGAGAAUUGCGAUUUCACCUCUUGGAAUUAAUACACUCUAGGAGUAUAUUUUCAGCUCUAACGUUUCCAACGUCACUUUGGCGCCCGCUGAAAAUGCGACAACGCUCGUGCCAACUACCUUGGCUCCAGUCGACAACACCACCUUGCCUCCAGCCACCACCUUGGUUCCGACCACCUUGGUUCCGACCACCUUGGUUCCGACCACCUUGGUUCCGACCACCUUGGUUCCGACCACCUUGGCUCCGACCACACUAGCUGCGACCACACUAGCUGCGACCACACUAGCUGCGACCACACUAGCGAGCGGCGCAACAGCGGCGCCAACCACGACAGCACCAGUCACGACUACGCCAUCUCCCGUUGUCGUCAAGUCCGACCUGAAGGUCGCGUUCCCACCGGCUGCGAAGACCGCGCUCAUGGCAGCUGGGAACGAGGUACUUAACAAUGAUCACGUUUUUUUCACAAUGAUGCAGGAGGUAAGCAGAUGAUACCAUAAGAAGUUGGAAGACGCUGGGAUAUGGUAACAGUUGUUUGGAGCAAUUUUUGAUGUCCGAUGUAUUCGGUAAUGGUACCACCUAACUCUGAGAUGUAACUGACCGUAGCUUCUACAUUGCCCUUUUACGACGACGUGGUCUUUGUAUGUUCUUCUUCGCACUCUCCAGCAAAAACUCGCUGCAGUCACGAAGGCUGUCGGAUCAGUCAACUUCAAGACGUAUUGCGAGGGUUUGGUUGUAACAAGAGCUUUCGAGAGUGUGGCCGAGUGCAAGCAGGCGUUCACGACCAGCGGCAACGGCAACCCAGUGGAAGUCACCAUGACGGAGCAGGUUUUCGGAGGUGAUGCCGCCGCUAAGCCUCACACGGACUUGGACCUUACGGGUUUUUCGCGCCGACGUCUGGCAAGCCAUAAUAGUGACAAGAUCGUCAACGAGUUCACGCUUACCGUCAAAGCUCCCGACGCAAAGGCUGUUGCCAGCUUCAAGGCACAAACCGAAACUCUGCAAGCCGCGCUCACGACAAAGCUUAACAACGCAACCGAGAGUAUUUGACAAUGUAGUCGUUGAAGUUGAGUGCAGCAGUCCCUGGAUUAGAAUGAUAUGAAUUAUUAUGUUUCCCCCUGAACUUGUGACUCAGGGACUCGAUUCGUUCUGGUUCUCGCUACACCAGCAUGAUCACCACUAUCAUUUUCUCACUUUAUCAAAUAAGUUGUGAAUACCAUUCCAUAUUCUCUCAAACAAUUCUUCUACAUUCUCUGUCAAACAGCGGCUGCGAGAUUCAGCUCGAUCAAGACCAUCGCUGAAGCAGCUCCCGGGGGAACGGCACUCUUCUCCGCUGCCGGAUUGCUAGCCAACGUCACGGUAGCGUCGCUAACGACCGAGGCUGUUUCAGCGCCUCCAACCGGUGGUGACCUUCCGCCUGCCGCGGUGUCUUCCGCUGCCACCGUAGCUAUGUCCGCUGCUGCGUCUCUCAUCAUGGGCGCCUUGUUCUUGUUCUAAGUGACGACAGUGCUGAAACAUGAUAGUGCGGACUAGGAUGUGAAUUUGUGGAUGUAGGCAAGCCGCUGAGAAUCACUUCUGUUUUUGCCACGUAAAGUUUACAUCGCGCUUCACACUUUUUUUAGAGCAUUGUCUGGUUCUUUCAGAGUCUAGAGAGACCAUGAAAUUCCAAGAAUAUGUACUUGAGAGUUUUCCCCUUCAGUGGGUGUUUUUUCUUGUGGUUCCACAUGCUGACCUGGUGAGCCUCCCAGACAGCAGCCACUACCUUGCUGCAAAGAGAGACUUUCUCCAUUUUGGAUGUCGGGACCUUGGGCUGUUUAUAUUUACAUCCUUGGCAAUCGUUUAUGCCUCUUGUAUGUGAUGCGGAUCUGCUUCUUCAGAGACCGACUGCUACCUCCUCUUUCAGGCAAGAACUUACGCGUUGAAUCGACUCCUUUGUCGGGCCGACCUAUGUGACGAGAUACCAAAGGCGUGACUCGCCAUAGUG